UGUAGCAGGCAGCGAGUAUUCCACGAAGCGUACAGCGUCUCAAUCAGCACCGUUGUAUUCACCGUUAUACCAGCUGGACACGGGACUUCAUAACCGACUGGUUCUCCUCAGUCGAGCCGUUUUACAACCGAAGACUUGAAAUAUGUUUUUCAGUUAUCUGCCUGUCGUGUGUCUCCUGAGCGCUGUCGUUACAGCUACUACAACCACCACCAAUGCAGAGACAACCUCCCAGAUCGGCACAGAGUCCAGGACCACCACAGCAGCAGUCAGCAGCAACGUUACUGAUAACAGUAACAUUCCCAACAGCAACUUAACUGACUCUCCAUCAGGUCCAACCAGCAGUACAAAACUGUCCACCGCAAGCCCAGAGACAAGUCAUCCCACCAACACCAGUGAGACUACAAAUACAACCACCACACCUGCUCCAGAUCUCACACAGACUACAAGUACACCCACACCACACACCAGCAAUGACACAACUGCUACUACAACGACCCCACACACAAGCAACGACACAACUACUAUUACACCGACCCCACACGCCAGCAACAACACAACCUCCAUUACAGCCAUGACACAAUCGAGCAACAUCACAACAACUGCAGCGACCACACAAACCAGCAACAGCACAGCAAGUACAAGUACAGUAACUCCAGGAAUCUCUACAGCUGUACUAACUUCAACUACACUAACAAACUCUACUCACAACUCUACUGAGAAUGCCACAUACACCACCACAUCCUCAUCCUCAACUAUCUCCACAAAUGCAACACUCAACCCCUCUGGACCCCCACCCUCUUCACCCACCUCCAUCUCUACCUCCAGCACUCUCCCUGCAAACACCUCCCCAGGAAGUAGCACCACACCCCCCAGUGGAAAUAACACCACCCUUAGUCCCUCAUCAACCUCAGGAGUGACCGACCACACCAAUUCAACUCAUUCAACUGAACCAACUAGUGGCAAUACAACAGCCUCAUCCACCACUACUCCAACCUCCACCACCCCCACUCCCACCAUAAGUACUGGUACCACCUUCACUGGCACCACCCUGCGACCAACAGACAUCACCACCAAAAACUCCACCACCACUCCAAACUCCACCACCACCACCAUCAGUACUGGUACCACCUUCACUGGCACCACCCUGCGACCAACAGACAUCACCACCAAAACUCCACCACCACUCCAAACUCCACCACCACCACCAUCAGUACUGGUACCACCAUCACUGGCACCACCCUGCGACCAACAGACAUCACUACCAAAAACUCCACCACCACUCCAAACUCCACCACCACCACCAUCAGUACUGGUACCACCAUCACUGGCACCACCCUGCAACCAACAGACAUCACCACCAAAAACUCCACCAACACUCCAAACUCCACCACCACCACCAUCAGUACUGGUACCACCAUCACUGGCACCACCCUGCGACCAACAGACAUCACCACCAAAAACUCCACCACCACUCCAAACUCCACCACCACCACCAUCAGUACUGGUACCACAAUCACUGGCACCACCCUCAUGACCAACAGACAUCACCACCAAAAACUCCACCACCACUCCAAACUCCACCACCACCACCAUCAGUACUGGUACCACCAUCACUGGCACCACCCUGCGACCAACAGACAUCACCACCAAAAACUCCACCACCACUCCAAACUCCACCACCACCAUCAGUACUGGUACCACCAUCACUGGCACCACCCUGCGACCAGCAGACAUCACCACCAACAACUCCACCACCACUCUAAUCUCCACCACCACCACCAUCAGUACUGGUACCACCAUCACUGGCACCACCCUGCGACCAACAGACAUCACCACCAAAAACUCCACCACCACUCCAAUCUCAGACACCACCACCAUCAGUACUGGUACCACCAUCACUGGCACCACCCUGCGACCAACAGACAUCACCACCAAAAACUCCACCACCACUCCAAUCUCCACCACCACCACCAUCAGUACUGGUACCACCAUCACUGGCACCACCCUGCGACCAACAGACAUCACCACCAACAACUCCACCACAGCUGCCCCAUCCCUCCCUCCAGUCAUAGUGUGCCCUGCCGUUUCAUGCCCACCUGAAAGCAUAUGUCUUCAUGGUACUUGCCAGUGUCUGUCUGGUAGCUUCCUGGUGAAUGACCUCUGUGCACCCGCUCAAGUGUUCCCAGGCCAGCUUCAUAUCACCUCCUUGACAUUUAAUAAUGAAAUGAGAAACAGGUCCUCAGCAAUAUUCCAACAGACGGCGGCUAACAUCUCAGCAGCGCUCAGAGACGCCCUCAAAGAUCUGCAGGGGUAUAAACAGUCUGAUGUUGUGCAGCUUGAACCAGGAAGUGUGCAAGCAACUGUAAAUAACAUAUUUGAAAACACCAUCGAAACUCAAGAGUCUGUUGAUCAGGCUAUUAAGAACGCUACAGCAGCAAAUGGAUUGUUGGCUAAAGCUACAUUUACAGCUACAAGCCUAUGUGAGCAGCCCCCUUUACCCUGUGAUAUCUCCACUACAAUAUGCAGAAAUACAAGUGGACGGGCUGUUUGUUCCUGUAAAGAAGGCUACAUCUCUCUACAUCCGUUCUCCAUCAACAGCUGCAGAGCGUGUCCAAGUGGGUGGAGGGCAGUGGGAGACACGUGUCAACCAUGUGCGUUUGGAUACGCUGGCUUCAACUGCAAUGAUUCCUCUCUGCUGGCAGUGGUGGUCAUCUCCUGUGUACUGGGAGGAGUUCUUCUCAUCAUUGUCCUGGCUUUGCUCAUAUACUUUUGCUGGAGGAGAUGUUCAAAGAGCAAGCCGGACUACAGCAGCAGUCCAUACUCAUCAGGUGACAUAAACCAGCCCUGGCCCACUGGCAUCACCCCUAUCCCCCGUGCCUCCUCUAACUGUUAUGAAGCUCCUCCCAUAGAGAUGGCAGAAGGGGUGGACAAAAAUCAUCAAACCAACGGAUUGGGGUUUCAGCCGAAGCUCAAAGGAUGGAAAAAGUCGGGAUCAUACAAUCUCAACCCAGAUGCAAUGCACACCUUCAAAGGUAAAAAUCCAUCCCGUUACUCCUAUCUGGUUCAAGGCCAUGAGAACCCCUACUUCUUACCAGGAGAGGACAAGAGGAACUGAUGAAGUCCAUGCAGAAAUGAGGAGCAUGGGAUCAAAAAAGAAACCACUGAUUUAAAACUCUGUCUACAGGUUUCCUGAGCAGGAUCAGGUUAUUUAUUCAUUCUUGAAUUUGCUUUUAUUAAUGAUAAAUCAUAAAAGACAUUUCUUAACUGGGAAACAGCCACAAAAGAGAUUUAUUCAAACCAGCAGCAAGAAAUUUUUUUUUUUUUAAGUGAGGUUGUAUGCAUUAUGUCUGUUCUUUGAAAAGAGCUAAAUGCUGCAGAUCAUAACCAGUAGAUGUUGCUGUUGCUCACUGUAAUUUGACUUUUUUAUGCUUUUAAGAAAUCAUCCUUUAGUAUUUUUAAAUGAAGCUUCUUAUAUUGAUAAUUGCACUGAAGUGUUUGUUAAGUUUACCACCAGUUUUCCUCUGAAAUCAAAGGUAAAUUGAAUGUGGGCUUUCAGGGGCUACUGAAUAUUUUUCUUAUGGUUAUUUUUUAGAAAAACUAAUCUUGUACAACUCAAAAGGGGCUGGAUCCCCGGUUGGGGGUACUUUUUAAAGGGAUUCAUAUUGUAGCUUUCUAAAUGUGAGUACUCUUUGAAGCUGCACUUGCAAAAUGUGCCUGUUUUUAAUCGUCUGUUUGACAAACAGGAAACACACAAAGCUGAUGAUAAUACCUAUUUCCUGGAUGUGCCAAUUAUCACGUGAAUACAUUUCUUUUGAA
This is a messenger RNA of Perca flavescens (yellow perch), 3816 nucleotides long. RefSeq names its product mucin-2. NCBI's taxonomy places the organism in Eukaryota, Metazoa, Chordata, Actinopteri, Perciformes, Percidae. The record is from RefSeq and is a predicted model, not a curated record. The transcript is spliced from 14 exons.